AGGGAGCUGUGGGUGAGUAACAACCAGUUGGUUGGUUUACCUACCAGUAUACAGAGGCUGACCAAGCUUAAAUGGCUGCAGUUGGAUGGAAAUAAUCUAACUGAACUACCUGCUGAGAUUGGUGACCUCAGGGAGCUGAGGGAGCUGUGGGUGAGUCACAACCAGUUGGCUGGUUUACCUACCAGUGUACAGAGGCUGACCAAGCUUGAAAGGCUGUACUUGGAUGGAAAUAAUCUAACUGAACUACCUGCUGAGAUUGGUGACCUCAGGGAGCUGAGGGAGCUGUGGGUGAGUCACAACCAGUUGGCUGGUUUACCUACCAGUGUACAGAGGCUGACCAAGCUUGAAAGGCUGUACUUGGGUGGAAAUAAUCUAACUGAACUACCUGCUGAGAUUGGUGACCUCAGGGAGCUGAGGGAGCUGUGGGUGAGUCACAACCAGUUGGCUGGUUUACCUACCAGUGUACAGAGGCUGACCAAGCUUCAAAGUCUGCACUUGAGUAACAAUAAACUAACUGAACUACCCGCUGAGAUUGGUGACCUCAGGGAGCUGAGGCAGCUGAGUGUGAGUAACAACCAGUUGGUUGGUCUACCUACCAGUAUACAGAGGCUGACCAACCUUAAAUGGCUGCACUUGGAUGGAAAUAAUCUAACUGAACUACCUGCUGAGAUUGGUGACCUCAGGGAGCUGUGGUGGCUGACUGUGAUGCGUAAUCCUUUAACUGUUGACGCAAUGAGACGUGCCUUAAAGUUAAAGAAAAAAGGAGUACGUGUAUAUGAUGAUGCAGGUAAGCACAGCGGAUAUUGUAGUUAUUUGAAAGUUCGAAAAAAACCGAGAUAAAAUUCCACUAUUUGCCUGGGAAAGGGAAGUCAUUUUUUUUUUUCAGUUAUCGGGGGUUUCGCGAAUUUUUGGGUUUGAUAAAUCAAGAUAUGCUACAAACUGUACUUUCAAAAUCAAUGAUAAGUUUCUUGUACGUAUUAAUUCAUUUUAAUUAAUUGGUCUGUUUUAAAAUUUCAAAUCGGCUGUGAAAAAUAGCUAUUAUCCAGGGUAGGGUAAUAUCUAAGGUUAUGAACACUAAACAUUGUAUUCCAUCACUCCCUUACUAAAUGACUCACAAGUUGUGUUUUCACGAACUUUCGGAGGGAGAGAAGCGACGACCGGAAAUACGUCUGCUGUUUGCAGGUGGUGUUUCUAAAACGAAGACCUAAGACCUCGUAGACUAAAACGAAGACCCUUGGACUAAAACGAAGACCCACUGGACUAAAACGAAGACCCCUUGGACUAAAACGAAGACCCCCUGGACUAAAACGGAGACCCCUGUGGAUUAAGUGUUGUGGAAUUUCCUCUGCGCUAUUUAAUUGUGAUAAUGAAGUCUAUCACUUACCGUUUCUUCGAUCGACGGCUAAGAAAAUAUAACCGCGUGCUCUAGCGUUCUAAAAUGUCGAGCAAUUGUAUCGAUCAAUACGUUUACAAAAGAAAAUAACCGACGUAGGGAGAAAAUAACAACGAGACAUUUAACAUUCAUGAAUUCAAGGAGAGGGGAACCUCGCGCUCUUUUUAUUGCUUUUUACCUCGUCAAUAAGAAAAAAAGCCGUCGAUCGAGAACACCAUUCGAGUAAAGGUGUACAUUUCGAGUUUCAUGUAAGCAUGGUUCAUUUGUAUAUAUGCCGGGUUAUAUUUAUAACCCUGUUACUUUAUUCUGACCUCUACUGUUAAAAAAUGACUCAUCUUUUACGGCUCAAGCAGAUGUUAUAAUGAUAACUGUGGUAAAAAAUAAAAGAAAAAAAAAAGGAAAGGAAGAAAAGUACAUCGGUUCGGAAAGAUUCGAACCCGUUACACUUUCGUCGCGCCCACAGGCGUUACCAACAGGAUACGAAGGCUUUCUCGAACAGAUGAUGUGAGAAAUUUUUCCUUAAACAAAACUGUUUUCGAAGAAACUUGUAAAGUGACACAUGGAAACACCUUUUGAAGAAAAGGUAAGUGAUAGACUUCACUAUCACAAUUAAAUAGCGCAGAGAAAAUUCCACAACAUUCCCAAAUCGCCGUAACAAAUUACGCAAGAAUUUAAAAUCCACAUGGGUCUUCGUUUUAGUCCAGGGGGUCUUUCUUUUAGUCCAGAGGGUCUUCGUUUUAGAAACACCCUUUCGCAGGCUAGUAUUUCUUCGGGGAGGGAAGAAAUACGAGCUCUCCUAGAAACGCCUGCGGGGGAGGCUAUGUUUUCACUGUGGUCGAUUUGCUGCUGAGCGGGUGUUUGUUGACAUACCGACGAUUGCUAGCUUUUUUCACUUUUAAAUUUAGCUCGGAAGAACUCAGAGGAUUCAAAUUUAAAAAGCGUGCCACAUUUAAAAAUGUUAGGAAACGAAGCGCUUUGAAUGUGUUUUCGUUUAAUGAUUCUCGCUAUUUUAUGAAUGCAGUUGAAUAGUGUCUCUAAAGAGUAAGAGGAUAGGAAGUAAUGUUAUAAUCCUGUUUCAAAAUGUAACAGCAAAACAGCAAUAAUUACCGUAAAGUAGCGUGGGUUUAACCCGCCGUGGCAAAUCGAUGAAACUCGUUGAUCGAAAUAAUGGAUUCUAUUCGAUUUUAAACGAUAGUAAUUAAGCGAUUGAUAUCGGUAAGCGAUAAAUAUCGAAGAUCGAAAGAGUUGUGAGUAUCAAUUUUUGUGAAUUUUUAUCAAUUUUCAUCCAUUUUAUAGAUUGUCAAUUGUAACCCUUAAAUAAUGAUUUCAGAUACGUUUGCGCUACCACUGGCUACGAAUUAGUAAUUAAAAGUCUUACCUUUUAAUUGUCGAUUUAUUCAUCGAGGACAAAAGAUUGACCCGUCCUUAUUGUAAAUGGGCACUGUUGGAAGCCCUUCACUACAGCCUCUAGUAAAAUGUUCAUUAAAUUCGCCGGUCAUUUGGCAGGUGUCUGUCACAACGCGCAACGCGAUUGGCUGCGGUAUUUAUCAGGACAAGUUUUACCAUCUCGCGAGGUUGUCUAACUUUGCGUAAUUUUUCGGUCAUAAAGCCGAAAAAACAGUGAGCAUGUUUAACUCGCUAACACAAGACGAGGUGUUUUGACUGUAUUUCUGGACUUUUCUGGCUUUAUCUAGCUAAAAUUAUCUCAGUGAAAACACAACCGCAGAGUCUUAAAGCCAUUUUUCACUUAAUGGAUGAUGUAAUAUUAUAAUGUUAUAAUUAUGGAAGUUUGGCCGCUGAACACUAUACGUAUUAAAUAGAAAAAAAAUAUUGUUACAGAACAAUAAACAGACCGUUAAGGAUGAAGAGUUUUGAGCUGUUCAGUAAGCUCGUUGUUCACGUUUCAAAUUAGAAAAGGUGGCUUGGUUUGCUGUGUUUAAGCCUGAGAAAGCACUUCUCGUGAUCUAAACUAUAACUGGUCUGAAAUUUGUUAUACCAUUUAACAAAGUUAUAAGUCACACUUAGCUUCACUUAGGUUUGUUUUGCAAGUUAGUUUUUGUUGUUUUCCCUGUCAGCAUGUACGGUAAUAGUAAGUGAAUUGCCUAACCCCCCCCCCCCCCCCCCCCCCCCCGAAAUGGACGGCCAGGUGUCUUGCCUUUCACCUGAAACCUGCCCAGCACGUAGCCUCCAGGAUCACUAAGGUAACCAAAGCUUCCCACCACUUCAAAAGCAUAAUACUUAGAGAGGAGGAAACAAACUACAGGAGAAUUUAAACAAAAGACAAUGCCAUUAAAUUAUUUAGCGUAAUGACUCGAUUUAGCGCCCGGAACGCUUAUAUACUUAUUGUUUCUCAAAUGAGAGCGCUUAUUCGAAACAGGGCGUCUAUUUCUUUGAGGUUGCGAAGCAAAACUCUCGAACCAUAAAACAGGGGCAGGGCACCGUAUGAGCAAUGAUUAGCAAAGGUCUACGAUCAUGGCUCCUUCUGGCAAUCCCUUGAUUUGGAGUUCGAAGCUUGUUUAUGAAGGGGAAUUCUCGUCUGCUAUACGAGUUCAUCAUGUCUACAAAGCGACAUGGUCUCCAACUAAGACUCAAAUUCCAAGCUAUCAGUGACAUUCAACGCUUUACCCUUCCAAUCCUUCCGACAAAUAAUAACAACACCACCACCGAUCGGCGAGCCAGCUCGAUCUUUGCUCACCAUAAUAUAGCCCUCUGGCCAAUUCGAAUGUGACAAGAUUAUAAUUCUAGUUAAUUCUCAACCAUGACUCCGAAGCAAAACAGUCCUCGAAUAAGAGGGGUCCCUCGAAUAAUCGCCACCUUAGACCGAAAUGUUUAAAAUAAUCGCCUCCCUCCAGUAAUCGCCCACUCCCACCCCUCUCGCCAUCUUCUCUUUCUUUUAUCCCCUCCCUGUCAAGCUGCAGUGGAGAAUGAUCCAACAAUAUUGCCACAGUAUAGACUAUAAUGGUUUCGGGGUUUUGAGAGGCCAGCGGCACAUACCUAACAAAAAUUAACCCAAGUCCCCCCUGGGUUGGAACGAGGGUGCUUAUGCAAUAGGGGUACUUAUUAGAGAGUGAGCGCUUAUUGGAACGAAGUAAGAUUGUUGAUGUUCAGAAUAAUUGUAUCUUUUAGAGGGACAGGUAUUUCACAUGAAUACAAACAACACUUAUAAUUCUGGUGAUGAAAACACAACACUAAUUUUUACGCACCAUUUAUGGUGUAUUGAACAUGCAUGGAGACUUGAAGUAAGCGUAGUAAAAAACAAGUUUAAAAUAGCAGGUGGAUUGUUUAACAGUAUCAAAAAUAACCAACAUUUAAUUAUAUCUGUCACAUGCGAAAUUCAGUAAAAUUAUGUUUACCAUAGAUUUGGUUUAAUAACUUAAAAGACUAUACUGAAAGAUCACAAGAAGGACAAUUAACACUGGUGAAGGACUAAUUCUCCCCCCUUGACCUCCUAGGUCAGACAAGUGAACUAGAAGCCAAUGAAAUACGCAACCUCUAAGACAUUACUUACAUUUAAUAAGCAUCCUUUUUUUUCACUAGCUCCUUUAGAAAUAGAAGCACGCGGAGAAAAAGCUCAGCUCGCUUAUCAAAGUGCUCUGAAAGAUGGAGCUGUUAAUAUUUACCGUGGUCGAGUAUUGCUUAUUGGGCAGGAUCGGGCAGGAAAAACAAGUUUGAAGAAGUCUCUCAUUGGUCUACCUUUUAAUUCAAAAGAAAAAAGUACUGAUGGAAUUGAAGUGGAUCCCUCAAAAUUUCGGUUGGACUUUGAUGAAGUCAGGAAUUGGCAACCUAUUGAUGCGAGAAAACAAGGUUUGCUAGGAUGUUCGAAAGAUGUGGCACAGGUGGUGGUCGAAAAGAUUCAUGACAUUUCAGUUAACCGUGAUUUGGUUCAGGAGGAGGAAAGAGGUGAUGUAAUUCUUCAAAAUGAUGAUAACAAGAGUAGGAAACAGGUUGGUACUGAUGCAGAAAACGAAGAAGUUUCUCUUGUGAACCAGGUUAGUCUUUCUUGGUUUUGAAAUGUGAUGUUUUUUCGUGAAUCCUCCGUGACUUCAAGAACGUGUUAACAGUAAUUAUUAUGAAUUGAAUAUCGCCUUCAUAAAUUAGGUUUUAGUGAGGAACUCGCCACGGCUUCCCUGUCCUUUCCUACAAUGUCCAUGAGGAAAAUAUGUAAUAAUUGCCAGAUCGUUUUUUUUUUAGUGGCGGUUAAAAAUUUAGCGUUUUUAUACUUGUCUAGUAAUUUCAGUUCCAAGUGUAGAAUGAUACUACUAGUGUUUUGUUUUAUGUUGUACCCAUCCACACGUAAGCUUAGCGUUUGGGUCAUUAGUGCGUGUGUGCAAACCAAAGUGAGUUUAGCAGUAUCUUUAUUAAUUUUAUACUUUUAAGUGUUAAUUAGGCCCUGAGUAUAGCUUUGUUGUUUUUAAUCACAAUUUCGCUAUUGUUUUCUUUUUUAUGCGAGGCGCAAAGACAAAGGGCUGGGGGACUCUAUCAAAUAUUUUUUUCUAUAUAUUCUUAAAUUUACUGUUAAAAAAUGCAAGAACGUUGUAAUGUUGUGGAUACCUCAUGCCUCCAUGCAAUAAUCGUGCCUCCAUGUUUAAGUCUACAAAGAAUUUUCUAUCAUGAAAAACAACUUUAAAUGGCUGAAUAAUCGAAUCGGGGGGUGAAGAGAAAUAAUCAGGUGUUCAUUAUGUCAAUAUUUCAGCUGGAAAAUUUUCGUUAUUCCAUUAUUCCAGAAAAAAGAACUCAUUAUUCCGUUGAAAAAAUCUGCAUAUUCCAUUAUUCCGCGCCACAAAAUGGCAUUAUUCCAUUAUUCCAACUAAACGAUUUCCGUCAUUCUUACUCUAUUAUUCUUUUUCACACCCCAAAAUUGUCUUUCAGAAUCCGAAACAACAGUUAUAUUGUUUCUUUUUUUAUACUCUUUUACAGGAAGGUGAUCCAAACGAAGACGGUGUUAAUGAACUCACAUUAACAGGACCUGAUCAUGAGUUAGUGGUUGAUACUACUUUACGUCCAGACGAGAUCCCUCCAGGGGAGAUCAAGAAGCGAGCUGUAAAGUUGAUAAAGGAAUUAAAAGGUGAAGAUGUUAAGGCUGAAGAAUCUGUUGUCAGUAUUGAACUGUGGGAUUUUGCUGGACAACACCUGUAUUAUGCAUCCCAUCCUGUAUUUUUAUCAUCACGUGCGCUGUACAUCUUGGUGUGCAACCUCAGCAAGUCACUGCAUGAGCCAGCCAAACCCUGUGUGAGACAAGGAUCUCGUAAUGUUGAUUUGGAAAACCCCAAUGGAGAAACAAAUCUUGAGAACUUGUUGUCCUGGCUGUCCACAGUGCAUAGCGUCGCACAGAUGAGAAGAGAAACCUGUGAUGAUGUAGAAGAAGAGGUGCCUCAUUUGCGCCCCCCAGUGAUCAUAGUAGGAACCCAUGCAGACAAACCAUUUGAAAACAUUGAAGCAAUGAAAACAGAAAUCCAGAACGCAAUUGCUGGUAAGGACUAUGAAGGACAUGUGGUGCGGUCUAUCUUUAGCAUUGACAACACUGCGAAGUUACUUCAAAAUAAGAUCAGAAAUGUUUUUAGGGAAGAUGAAAACAUUGAUGACAUCCGAGCUCUACGGGUCAAAAUCAUGGAAGUGCUAAGACAGGAGCCUUACAUUGGGGAGAGGAUACCUGUGAGGUAAAUAACGCCUUUAUACAAGAACACAAUCCAUUAACAUUAAUAAUAAUUUCAUCAGUAACUCAUGGACUCUGACGUUAUACUAAAGCGUGACCACAAACAGGGUGUUACGAAAACUAAGACCCUCGAAAACUAGGACCUAAAACACUUAAAAGACCCGUCUUAGUUUUCGAGAUUAUACGAAAACUUAGACGCCCUAAAAUGCGAAUCCGUCGAAGUAUGAAAUUAAGUUAAAACCGAAGUUGAGGUAUAAUCUGUCAAAUUAUCUUCUGUUCGAUCCUUUCCACGUAGUUUUAGGUGAAAUUCAGUCGAACCUGAAUUACAUGGUUUCCUUAUGUUAAUUAACCAGAAGCUGUUCAUGUGCUAGGAAAUGACAGUUUUUCCCCGUAAGUGACGGGCUAGAAUUCACCAGCCUCUAGGCCUUAAGCGGAUAUUUUGGCUCGGUGUUAGGAAAACUAAGACCCUCGAAAACUAAGACCAAAGACCCCCUAAAAUCGAAUCCGUCGAAGUAUGAAGUCAAAUUAUAACCGUUAUCUUCUAUCCGAUCCUUUCCACGGAGUUUUAGGUCAAAUUCAGCGGUAAAUUUAGGGUUCUUAGUUUUCGUAGUUUCGAAAACAAAGACCCCUGGUAUGUACAUACAUACAUACAUAUUUAUUAAUCCUUAAGUAAAAAAAAACAGUAUACAGGAUGUUAAAAGGUCAAACGCAACAGACAGGAGUACAUGUAAAUACUACAUACAUACAUAGUUUUCGUUAUCACGAAAACUAGGACUCGCACAAAACCAGUCCGUAAAAUAUGUAUGAAGUCGGAUUACGACCGUUCAAAGACUGUAAUCCGUAAAACGUCAGAACACUCGAUCCGCGUCUAAUUUGCAGACAUAUCAGUAUUCAGGCUUCCGUUGCCUGAAUAUCUUCAAAAUCGCUUUCGGAAACGUUACCCCGCUAGGGGGCGGGCACGAAGGGGUUCCUCGGGUAAUGAUUUUUUAGGUGGGUAUGAGCUGCCCGGGUCUCCAAAUUUGGACCUCGUUUUAAAAAGAAUUUGCCUAAAAAUGAUACCCCGUUCUAGAAUUUUAGUAAGUUUCCAAAGCCCUUCCGGCCCUUUUUUGAAAAAAAGAAACAAAGUUAUUUCUAUGUCUGUUCGACUUAACCUUCGACUUCGACUCAAAAUACGACAAUUUCGUCUUUUUCUGUUUGGGGCGCGAAGCGCGAGUGCAGGGUAAACACGUUAUUACGCGACAAUUACAUUACCACGGCCUACGACGCGCAACACAACAGUUUGCUUUUUUUAUUAUUUUGCGUUUUAUGGCUGCUAGCAAUUUGAAACUUUCAUGAAAGGAAAAAAUAUGUAUAACACCGUUCUAAAUCUGGGACUUCCGAAUCAUUGCCCCGUUGAGAGGCACAUACCCGUAUAACUAUUUUGGCGGAGUGCCCCUCUUCCGCUGUCAAACGUUUGAAACCAUUUUCCUUUCAUUUAACGAGAUUUAUUCGCUGUAAGUUAAAACAAGACAAAUAUGCUUUUACUAAUGUCGAAAAUAGGCUCUUUCACUGAAAAUACCCCCUAAUGCCCAAGCAGACUUCUGUUGACAAAUGGCGCGCACAAGUUUCCGGGUCCUAUGUUCAAAUAAACCUUUUCAGUAAACUUUCAACAAAUAUAGUAAAUUGACAGCAGAUUAGUAAUGUAUCAAACUUUAAAUAGUGAAAAUGUCAACCUUAGAUUUUUAGCCGGUAACUCUCUCAGACUAUUUCUCUGUGCCCCCACCUUACCCUAGUCUCCCUCGCAGCCGUUUUUUGGAUGUCACGCAACGCUUCCCCAAAUCUUUUUGGGGAGCAUUGCGUGACAUCCAAAAAACGGCUGCGGGGAAAGCUUACCCUACCCCGGUACUGCCCUUAACUUUUCUCCUACUUUCCAGUGAUCUCCGGGGUGGCAACGAUAAAAAUAACCUCUCGGGAAAACGCCCUUUUUAAGAGCGGUCAGUGUAAAACGCAGACUGCGGACUGCAGACUGCAGACUGCGGACCAGGGGUAAAAUGCAGACUGAGUGUAAAAUGCAGACUGCAGACUGAGAGUAAAAUGCAGACUGGGGUAAAAUGCAGAAUAAAGACUGUAGACUUUUUUAAACAUUUGUGCUCCUUCUUCUCCAAAUCGGUGAAAUAGCUAGCCGGUAUCAGUUACACACUUCGCUUCCUAGUUGAAGUGGAUUGCACAUUCGCCAGAAGUUUCAAUGAAAAUCCGAACAGGUUAAGUCUGUGUACCUUGAUUCGCAAUACUUUCAUAGAAGGUCAUCCAAAUUUCCUGCAGAACAUCUUUCUUUGGUGUUGGAAUGAUUUACUCCCUUUUUAUCAGCAUAAUUCUUCCUGUACAGUAUUUUGGGUCAGCAGCUUCCAUUUAAGCGUAAACAUCCUGGUGUUGUAACAAUUCACGGUCCCUGGUCACGUAUAUCGAAAACUUCGCGUCUAAACUUGAAGCGUGAGGUCUCUCGGACGGAAAAAAGGUUCAAGAUUGCGAUUAUAUGUUUUUGGGUCGUCGACAACGUUCCGGAGAAGAAAGUCCUGAAUAGAUUUGUGAAAGCAGAUGUCGUCAAGUAAGUGUUCGUUUACAUGUAUUUGCGGGAUUUUUUGACCCUUAAACCUUUUCACAACUACAGUUUAUGCUCGGUCUGCAUUUUACCCCAGUCUGCAUUUUACUCUCAGUCUGCAGUCUGCAUUUUACACUCAGUCUGCAUUUUACCCCUGGUCCGCAGUCUGCAGUCUGCAGUCCGCAGUCUGCGUUUUACACUGACCGUUUUUAAGAAUGCCUUUUUGUGUGAUGUUUAACCGAUAACCCAAUUGAUAGACGAAAGCGAUUUUGAUAAUAUUCUGGUAACGCAAUUAGGGUCGCAGCAACAACCCAUGUACAGCGGAAUGAUUUUACCGAUUUUACCAAAGUUAUCGAUAAAUCGGGGUAAGGCAUAUUUUGAGUGUACAAUUUAUACAUACGUAUUCAUCCUUAUGUAUGCCUGAAUUUAUAUGUCUAUAGAUUAGAAGAAGCAGAUUGAGCGGAUGAUAGUUUUCAGUAGUUUUACAGAAUAUAGUCUUUGAAGGGUCGUAAUCCGACUUCAUAUAUAUUUUACGGGUUAGUUUUGUAGGGUCUUUCGUAUCUUUAUGAAACCAUUUUUUGAGUAUAACACUCCGAGGGAUACAAUCAGAAUGAAAGAAAAGUGAUUAAGCUAUUCUUAAAUGCUGUAAUAAAAUUUCCCUCAUUUCAAAGUAAUUCAAUCAAUCAAUGUGUUUUAUUUUCAAAACUAAGUGUUUAUUGUUCAAUUCUAUAAUCUCGGUUAAUCAGCUCAUAACUCGAUAUGACAGGGUCCUUGUUUUCUUAAUUAACGAGACUACGAAAUCUGAGACCCCUACAUCUCCCGCUAAAUUUGACCUAAACCUCCAUGGAAAGGAUCGGACAGAAUAUAAUUUCUGUAAUUUGACAAAUCAUACCUAUCUUCAGUUAUAAUUUGACUUCACACUUCGACGGAAUCAGUUUUUUGGAGUCUUCGUAAUCUCGAAAACUAAGGCGAGUCUUAGGUCUUUGGUCUUAGUUUUCCUAACACCCGGCCAAAACAUCCGCUUAAGGCCUAGAGGCUGUUAAUUGUAGUCUCUCACUCAGGUGGAAAAAAAUAUCAUUUCCUGACAGUCAUUAGACUGUUCAAAGUCCCUUAUUUUUCCGUAAGACCGUCGAGAGUUGAGGGCGGCUAUAUAAGAUAAGUGUCAAAUCUACUUAGGAGGCGGGGAACGGAGGUAUAAUCCCCGACGCUCGCCCACGCGGUACAUUUGAAAAUCAAGAUGGCCGCCAUUAACGGUAAGACGCGCUCGACGAUCUCACGGCAAAAUAGGGGACUGUGAACAGUCUAAGCAGUAAUAAGGAAUGAAUUUCUGCCAUGAUUACAGUAAGUUAACUAUGUAAUGCAGGUUUGACUGGGCUGAAGAAAUAUCCUGCCCUAAAGGGUUUGACAGAAAAAAAUUUUCUCAUUUAGCUUUUAGGAAUUAGGCGAAAAGCACUGUGUGGAUUUCAUUGUCGUUCAAAAAUUUAAAGUGUAGUAAACUUCAUACUCAUGUGGUUUACCAGAACAUCCAGUUAAAGGUCCCUUUAAUGUAAAGGCAGACAGAUCGAUACAGUCAUUUCUUUUAACUGUGUAUACGCUGGGGAAGGCGAGUUUGUUUCAGUCGUUUUUGCCGGGAGUUGAGCUGUUUCCAUAUCAUCAAGAUAUCCGUAAGUUGACUAUAAUUCGACCUUGAUACUAAACAGUGAGUUCAACCAAGGGAAAAUAAAAGCCCCUCUUUCCAGAGUUCUGUGAGGUUGGAGCCACCUUAAUCCAGGGUGACCACUUAACGCUAAUAUAGGCCUUUUGCAAUAGUUGUUAACGUGAUCAACCUUCUGUAAACACGAAAAUAGUUCGCCUUUGGACAAUUUUGAUAGCAGGAACUGAAAGAGCAUGUUAAAAUUAGGUAACCUGUGAAUUUUCACCCGUAUUUCUUAAAAUGGGCGAUUGCAACGGCCGCCGAAAAUAAGAAGGAUUUGUAUGAGAAUUUGAUUUCCGCAGUUCUUAUAUGAUUUAUUUCACAUACAUCUACCACAGAAAAACAGCUCUUGGCACCCAGUCACACUUGAAUGGUUUUCCAUAGAAAUCCUCGUAAAUUUCGACAUUUUUUAACUGUCUUGAAGGCUUUCCCUUACGCAUUUGAGAUCGCCUGUUAUGAAUAAAAGGGAGAUUUGAGCCCCAUAAUGCUUCAGGAAAUAUUUUACGACAGUUUGAAAAUUUCCUAAUUUUCAAGAGUUUAUAUGGAAAACCACUCAAACGUGACUGGGUAGGAAGAGUUGUUUUUCCCUUCUAAUUUUCGGCGGCCGUUGCGAUCGCUACUUUUGAGAUAUACGGCUGGAAAUUGACAGGUUGCCUAAUCUUAAUAUGCUCUUUCAAUUCUUGCUAACAAUUUUGGAAAAAGCGAACUGUCUUCGUGCUUACAGAAAGUUGAUCACGUGAUCAACUAAUGCAAAAGGCCUAUUAACCCUUUAAAGUCCCAAUAGUGCCAAACAUCAAUUUUCUCCUAACGAUAUCCAUACAAUUUCAGGAGAUCAGGUUAUGAGAAUUAAUAAAAUGAUCGCCUUAGAGAAAAUGCUUUGAUCUUUUAUCAGAUUCUCCCAACUCAUUCCUUAAGAAAAUGUAUAGAGAUCAGUAUGGAGAAUUAAUACGUGUAUAUUGGGGCUUAAAGGGUUAAACCUGCUGUCUUAGGUCAGCUUAUUUAAGCUUAUAUUUAUCUCAUUUUUUCUUUAGAAAGACCAUAAAAACUAACUAAUGAAAAAUUUAACUUUGCACAUGACUGCUUAACAAAUUCCCAACGCGGUCUUGGCGACUUUCACAGCAAUUUUAGUCACCAUUUUUUUUGCUAUGGAUGUUCAACGUCAUGUUUUGAAACGUGUGCUCUGUACUGUAGUCUGUACUGUAGUCAGUAUACUGUGCAGUGACAUGGAUACUAUUAGGCGCGCUUCUACGUUUCUCUUUGUUUUUAUAAACUAGAUGGCUGAUCUUUGAGAAGGUCAUCAACGCUUUACUUUCCAAGCCAGUUUAUUACCUGAGUAUAACGAAGCUACGGACCCAUGCCAAGGAGAAGUGCUUCAUCAAUGACCAUGAAGGGUUUACCACCAUGGUGAAUUUCUAUCAUGACCUGGGGAUAAUUAUCAAGCACCGUAGCACAGUCAUCUUGAGUACCCAGUGGCUGAUAGACUUGUUCGGGCAGCUGAUCACUAUUCCAGAUUUUGAGAAAAUUGUAAGAUAUACAUUAUAAACUCGAAUUUAAACUAUGGCAAUGGUUGCAGAAGUAUUUCGGGUCGUCGCUUCCCUCCACUUUUUAGCUGGAGAGAAGCGUCGACCCGAAAUACGUCCACAUUCGCUGGCUAUAUCUAUUGGUAACCCGUGCUGAGAUCAUGGGUUCAACAAAAUCCCAUCCAUGAUGAGGACGUUCAUGUGAUUAGAUGAUCAGAACAAUCUAUCUUUAAAGGUGUGCAAUGGAAGUAAGUAGAAGCAAUUGUGAAAUCAAUGUCAACAUAAUAGGCACCCGUCAUCGUCAAAAUUCCGCUAUGAGUAAUUAAAGAUUGUUUCCCCAAAAGCUUCCCCUCUCAGACGUCUUUAUACCGCAUCACCUGGUGUCCACUAGCAAUGAGAGCUGCUCAUAACCAAUUUACCUGCAAUUAUCCUCAAAUGUAGUCUUAAGGGAAUCUCUCAAAACAAAACAGAGUGGAAAGUAAUUGAUACGUCUUCUGAAACUAGCAACUCUGUGUCGACCAAUCAGAACGCACUUCCAGGUUCUGGAAGUGAAAUUUGGACCGUAAGAAUUUUCCGGUGAGUAAACCAGAUGGAGGAUGCUGGCAUUUACGUGGCGCUUCAACGAGCACUCUAAAGAUUUCAAAUUUGAGGUCUUUUUUCGCCCGCCAGAGAGAUUUUUUCUCAGUUGUACUAUCUAGGCAGUCUUUUGUAACUUCCAUUUUACAUGCGUCCUCACACAAAUCCGCAAAUUUCUUUUAGUAAACUUACUAAAAAUUUAACACUUUAGUAGUGUAAAAUGAUCCUACAAGAAAGCUGUGUUGAAACUUUUUGUGAUCAUUCCUCUUGUUAUUGUCUCUUAGGUCCCUAAGUUUGCAAAGCACUGGAAGGAAGUCGAAGAAAGCGGUGUUCUCAGCAUGGAAUUGCUUGAUCAUGUGUUUUCCAAAUUUCUUCUGAAGGGUGUUGCCAGGAAAGACAUUCUUGAUUUGAUGGAACAAUUUGGAUUGAUUGCAAAAUUUUCAUCUUCAAAAACAGUUGAUAAGUAUUUUGUUCCAUCUCAACUCAAAGCUUCACCUGAUUCCCUUUGUUCCAUGGCGCCCUCAAGGCUGGACCCUUGUCCUCUGUUUGUUUACUUUGUCAGCGGUUCUGUUCCCCAUGGUCUGUUCACUCGGCUUGUUUCUCGAUCUGUCCGUUGGUGUUCUGAAGAUGGUCCAACACAGCCCCCUACCCUGUACCAAAAUGGAGCGUGGUUUGUUAUUGGGAAGAAAACUGUCCAUGAUUUUGUCCUUAUUUGUAAGAAGCAGUUUAUUAAGUUUUUUAUCAAGCAAAGAAACCAACUUCAGCAGAUCUCGGUGGAUGGCACAAGUGAGGUGGCAGUGCAGGUUCGUGAGUUUGUGGAGGCAACUUUGCAAACUUUGUCUCGUGAUCUCUAUAAAGGUGGAUUGCAGUAUCAUAUUCGGGUCGCCUGUCCGUAUUGUCAGCGGGAAAAGUGUUCAAGGCAUGAUCAGAUGGCAUGUUCUCAUGAUGAUUGUCUUCAUCUCCUUGAGUUAAGACAAGGUGAUCCUAUGAUUUGCAAAAAGAAACCUGUUGAGGAGGUACUCACAGUUACAGGACAGGAAAAGUGGUUCUCACAAAUAGAAAGUAAGGUAGGUAGCAGUAAAAUGCCAUCUCUAGCAGUGCUCUUAGCAUAUUACAUAUAGCAAGCGAAUACACAUACUACUAAUAAAAACUUAUGUCCUUAAAAGGUAGCCAUCUAUUUAAACUAAAAAGGUUUCAACAAAAUCUAUAUGCAUGUACUUUGUUAGGUUAUUGUAUGAUGUACAACGUAUGUCUUGAUUUAUACUAUCAUGAGCUUCUCUGCAGUGUAAGAGAAGGCUUUUUUGCAUUCAACUUAGCGAAGAUUGGUAAUUGACCUUAUCCACUUACGUGAUAUUAAGUGGCUACCAUGUAUUACUAAUUAAUGUUGGCCUGUAGGCAUAGCAGUGGGUCGCAGUCUUUUUCAAUGUGCUGAACAGUUUUGUUUUAUUGUUGAGCGAUAACUUUAUAGCAUCUAACGUGUUGAUAACAUGUUUUGCAAACUUUCAUUCCACAAGGUAGAAACCCCCAGAUGUAAAAUUUAAUUUAAAAUAUGCAAUUUUGGUUGCCAUUCAGGAGGAGUGUACUCCAUCAUCUUCACCUGAUACUGCACAAGCUCGUCCAGAGCGUCUGGUACUGAAAGUUACCCUUCUCGCGAAUGAGUGGGGGUCGUCCAAGGGUGGCUUGUCAACAAUAAACAGAACUCUUGCCAUACAUUUGGCAAAAGACGCAAACGUAGAAGUCACCAUUCUUGUACCUGAAUUUGAGUGUGGCGAAGAGGACAAGAGAGCUGCCAAAAUUCACAACAUUUCUAUCCGGGAAGCAGGGCGUCUUCCUGCCUUCAGUGAUCCUCUUGACUGGUUGAGUUUUCCACCAGAUGACCUUGACAUUCAGGUUGUGAUCGGCCACGGAGCAAAGCUUGGCAGACAAGCACAAAUUAUCAGAAAGUCUCAUCAAUGCAAGUGGUUGCAGGUUGUUCACACCGAGCCUGAAGAGCUGGCGAUGCAUAAGAACUAUCCAAGCGCCAUUGCCAAGGGAGAAGCGAAGAACAGAGCUGAAGUUGAGCUUUGUCAAAUUGCAGAUCUUGUUGUAGCCGUUGGACCAAAGUUAAAAGAAGCGAUCACGUGCAAGUUGCGCUCAUCUCAUCGAGAUGUCUUUCAAUUUAUACCAGGUUCCUUCGCAGAGUUUUCAGAUAUUGGACAUGCUGCACAAGAUGGUGUAAAUUUCAGAGUAUUGACCUUUGGUCGCGGUGAUUUGGAAGACUUUAGUCUUAAAGGAUACGACAUCGCCGCUAAAUCGAUAGUGGAAUUGAAGGACAGUUCUUAUAGUCUUGUUUUCGUUGGUGCAACCGAUGGAAAGCAGGAUGAAGUCGCAAAAAUCUUACUCCAGACUGGCAUUUCAAAGAACCAGCUGAUUGUGAGAUCAUUUGUGAAAGACAAACAAAGAUUGAGAGAGUUGUUUUGUGAAGUCGAUCUGGCCAUCAUGCCAUCAAGAACUGAGGGGUUUGGUUUGACAGCAGUGGAGGCCAUGUCAGCUGGUCUUCCCAUUCUGGUUAGUGGAAACUCCGGAUUUGGAAAAGCACUGCGUGGUUUUCCAAUGGGUGAGUCAUUUGUGAUCGACUCUGAUGACCCCAAGGAAUGGGCAAAGGCAAUUGCAGCCAUCCGUCAAAAAACAAGGACACAGCGGCUUGAGGAAAGCCAAAGUCUGCGAAGAAGUUAUGAUGAAAGAUUCAGUUGGGAGAGACAGUGCCAGGCUCUUGUUGACAGAAUGUGGAAGAUGGUGUAUGGUAAGAAAUCAAAUUUACCGAUAGGAAAGUAACAGUAAUAAUUAGUACUUGAAAAUGUUAAAAUGCAUAUCUUAUUAGGAUUACCCUUCAUUUGACCUUCAUCGUUCAUCGCUGUAUGUCCAUUGCUUCAGCAAUAGCGAGUGCAUAAAUAGGUCUUAAUACAUUUGUUACUGAUGAGGAGAAUUUGUUUAACAAUUCAAUUCCACUCUUUCAAACUUUUAUGUAUAAUUUUACAAAAUGUUGGCUACACUUGAAGGAGUUAACGAUAAAAGAAAAUUAAAAUCUAUAACAUUGCGAUACAUCAAAGUCAUCUGAUUUCUAUUCAUAUGCAGCAGUAAUGGUGGUGUUCUCUUGUAUAUAAAAAGAAAAUAACAAAAAAAGCCCAGCCAAACUUUUGACUUAUAACUUAUAACAAAAAAUGAAUGGAGGGCUUUUAAGGUUGGAAUCUUCCUUUUUUAAGAGUGACAUUUUUUUGUUAUAAUCUACACUUUUUUUUAAUUUACAGGUCUUGAAAAAACCAAAGAAGGUGACGUUCCACCGAACGACUGUGAAAAAGUUGCUGCAACAGGACCGAUGGCAGGUAAUGUAAUUGUUUGCUUUGUCAAUUAAAGCAAAGACAAAAUUUAUUUUGCAGUAUAGUGCGGUUAUUUUCUUCUGUUGAGCAAGAGUGCUUUCGAUUAUUCGAAAGCACUUAGUGUAGCAUCUCCGAGUAAACUGACGUAAAAUAACUGUUUCCCUCUCCCGCUCACAGGCCAAACCAUUUAAAUUCACUGCUAAUUUUAAACUUUAUAGGUGUUGAAAAAACCCAAGAAGAUGACGUUCCACAAAAUGGUUUUGAAAAAGAUGCUGCAACAGGGCCGAUGGCAGGUGAUGUCAUUGUUUGCUUUACCAAUUAAACCAAAGCCAAAAGAUAUUAUUAUUAGCUUUUUAGGAAUUUUUGAUCUAUAACUUAAUGUUAAGCACUUUUGAAUAUUUUAUAGUUCUAGCACUAUACAAAUUCUUUCUCAUUAUCAUUAUCAUUAUCAUCAUCUCCUAUAAAACUGGCGUGAAAUAACCUCUAUCUUAUUUUGUCUUUUUCGUCUUCCGCUUUCAGGUGAACUUAUUUUCCGUACACUUCAACAAAUCCUGCUGGAAGCACGCACAGAGUCCAGCAAAACUGAGCUUUCGCAAGCUUUAAAGAGGACUGCUUUGGAAAAAGGGUUUGCGAUAUCUGACAAUCAAGGAGAGGGGAACUGCAUGUUUUUUGCACUUUCAGAGCAGCUUGACCUUAUCAAAGGAAUUCAAAUGUCCCAUGAUGAGUUACGCCGAACUGUUGUACAACACCUUCGGGAAAACCCCAGGCUGGUAAGUAUCUUUAUUACCCUAUUAGGGUGCACACAUUUGUAGUAUACGAGCAUAGCCACAUGGCAUUUGCCCGCUACAUUGUUUUAAUUCCUCUUUAAGUUAAAAACAAUAAGGCCCUGUCCACACGUAUCCGAAAUACGCGUCCACACGAAGCGUAUUUGAAUCUUUUUCGCCCAUCCACAUAAAAACGCUAAAAUGAUUGAAAUACGAUAGCAUCCCUUUACAGAGCAUACGCAAUGUUGUAUUCUAAAUCCUCUGUAUUCGUCCAUCCGCACGUCAGUAGUUAUCUAGGGAUGAAGAUAAGCCUCAUUGGUGGAUAGGUAAGGAUAGUUUAGGGAUAGGUAAAUCAUUGAUGUGGAUAAGUGCCUAGUCUAUGACGUCACCUCGGAAAGAAGUGCCUUCCUCCAUACUAAUUAAGUGCCUAGUCAGUGUCUUCCUGCAUACUAAUAGAGUACUAAAGUGUGACGUCACGCUGUCAUGACAACCAUUUUUCUGGGUCUAAACAAAACCAGGCUGCAAUACGGACGCCAUUGUUAAUUGCGGUUUCGUAUUGUUCGCUAAAUAAUCUCGACAUGAAGGACUUUCUAUUCCAAAGAAUGAAAAAAACAAUGGUUUAUGGACUCCACUGUUGUGCUCGAUGCAAACGUUUGAAGCUGUACGUGCGAUUUUAUGGAGAAAUUUAUCUGUGAGUAGGUGGUCGAUCCCCACAGUGAAAGGCCACAAAGGUCACGAACAUGCAUUGCUUUGCUCCGGAAUGUAACCAUAAUUCGGAAUCGCAUACUUGCCGUUUCUUUCUGUUUCCAAAUCCAGAUAAGGACAAGGAAGAAUAUGACCGAUGGGUUCGCUUACUAAGGUAGGCUGAAUGUUUGCUGUUUUUGUAUGGUUUUUCACCAUCGUGCAAUUUGGGUGCAAGUUUGUUUACAAUGAUAACGGUGAUAAAGAAAUACUUGAGCUUUGUAAAUGAAUGGCGAGAAGUGUAAGGCACAAGUAGUAUUCCGAUAGUUUAAGCUAAAAUUUUGGCGUUGUUUAAACCUCUUAAUGUUAAUCUGAAGGGUAAUGUUCUAUAUCAGGAGAGCUGACAGAAAGCCAAGCAAGCAUUCCAAAGUGUGCAGCUGUCAUUUCAGACGUGGAAAGAAAUCUGCAGGGCCGGAAAUUUUCAAGUGGAAUGCUGAUAAACUAUUCCCGUCACAAAAAACUCCUCCGAAAAAGAAAAAGAAACCCAAAUCAUUGGUUAAUAAGUUACCGACUGUUAAAGAUACCAUGGCCAUCAUUAAUGCCAAAUCUACAGAGUCUUCAGAUACAUGGGACGAAAGAUCCUCAACUCCAACUGAGCAAAUAAUCUUAGAGGCAGAAUUAAACGUAGCGAAGCAGGAGCUGAACUAUCACAAGGACACCAUGCAGUAUCAGAAAAAACAUUACUCUGUUUCAAACUUGAGUUCUGAAGUAAUCAGAAUGGAAACUGGUUUACCAACAAAGGAGAUUUUCACAAUUGUAGUGGAUUAUACAGCUAAAUUCAAGGACUCCAUUUCUUAUUACUGUGGAUGGAAAGUCGAGUCCAUAACCUUUGAGGACCAAAUCUUCAUAACACUUAUGAAAUUACGGCAAAACUACACCAAUUUACACCUGGCACAGCUAUUUUCAUGCAGUGUUGGGACAAUUUCUAACAUAGUUAUAACAUUUGUACACAUCUUACAUACACUGCUGUUUGAUGAUCUGAUGAGAGUGAUUCCUUCCAGGAACAAGAACUGCUUGUGUUCGCCAUCAUCCUUUUCAGAGUUCUCGAGUUGCAGAAUUAUUAUUGAUUGUACUGACAUUGAAGUGGCCACACCAAGCCUUAUGAGUCAACAAAAUGUGACCUAUUCAAGUUACCGUGGGAUGAACUCAUUCAAAGUUUUGACAGGGGUUGCACCUAAUGGAGUGUUGACCUACAUUAGCAACCUCUACCCUGGAUCCAUCUCUGACAAAGAGAUUGUCCAGCAAUCUGGUUUUCUACAGCACUUUGUUCCUGGUGAUCUGAUCUUAGCAGACAAAGGAUUUCUCAUUCAAGACAUUGUUCCUAAGGGUGUGUCUGUGAACAUUCCACCAUUUCUUGAACACGGUAAAUUUACUGAAAGUGAGGCCAAGUUAACCAAGUCAACUGCUAGAUGUCGCAUACAUGUUGAAAGGGCAAAUGCAAGGCUCAAAGAUUUUAAAAUUCUGAGUUUUGUCCCUCCAUACUUAAGGUCUCACAUUGACAAAGUGUUUCAGUUAUGUGCAGCUAUUGUCAACUUGCAGUUUCCUUUAAUUAAAGAGGGGUGUGAGGGAACAGACUUUGACUAGGAAAUUUAAUGUACAUUGCCAGUUGAGUGGAUACAUAAGUGAUAUUCUCAAAAGCAAUAUUGUACAGUUGGGUGUACUUUUUAUUGUUCUUUAGUCAUCAUAUUCCUUAAGAUCUUGUCACUAGGCUUUUGUUAUGGUACUUGUUUAAGUUCAGGAUGCCUGCAGAGGAAGUGAAGCAAUUCGAAUGAUUUAAUAUUUCCUUCUUAAUGCUGUAUAUGCAUUCAUGUUUCAUAACAUCAAAAUAAAUUUUUAUGAUUCAUGAUACACGUACUACUGCACAUUCUCUUGCUAAUACUUUAAGAAAAUGUAUAAUAUCAGUCUGCUCAGUCUGCAGGAUUUGUAUGUGUAUUUGUACAUUAAUUUUUGGACUUAGAGGGUUAACAGUCAUGUGUUUGAUUGGGUAGUGUUUCUAUAACUUAUGAGAAACUUAAAGUUGGUCACUCUUAGGAGUUAAAGGAUUGAAUGAAACAGACUCAGUCAUAACAAGUUUUCAAAGAGAAACUUAUUUUAAUGUUUGUCACAAACUAAGGAACUAUAAACAAUAAAAUUAACAGGUUACAUUUCAUACAUUAUUAUUUAGGAAUAAAAAUACUGUGAAAUUGAAAAUUUUCCGAACAACGACAAGUUUGAAAGGUGGACAGCCCAUAUCAUGUAUAGCCCUGUACACAACAUACACAUUGUGUUUCAGUCAUACAAGAAGUGCCCUAUAAUGGAAAAAUAAUAAUAAAAAAAAGAAUUGAAAGUUUUAGAGUUCUCCCUCAAUAAUUUUUGGGAAAAGGUGUUUCAAAUAAAAUUCUUUCAGUUCUUCAAUCUUAAUCUCCCAAGAGUCAUCCCGCUGAAUUUCAAGAACUACAAAAUCUUUCAGCGUCCAGACGACAAAGUAACACUUCUUUCUCUUGGUGAGAAAUAAGUGGCCCUGGACUUGGUGCCAGUAAACAUGGUCACGUUUCAACACAAUUUCCCCAUCCUUCUUUUCAAGGUAAAAGUUGCUGGUCUUAAUGGCUUCCUCAAUAGUCAAAUCUCGGUGUGUAUAGGGGCACUUAGCCUCUAGAACACUAUCUUCUCCAACCAAUCCAUCAGGAGAGGCACCGAGGACUCCAGAAUGGUGUAGCCACACACCUGUUUCCACCACAUCCAGGCCAGUCUUGAGCCUGAAUGCGUUAAUGGCUUCAGAUUCAUUGCAUACCCCAUACUGGACAGCUUUCACCCUUGAUAGAUCGCAUUCACCGAGAAGGCGUUUGAUUAAGGACGGGGUAACACGCUUGGCAUUUAAAACUGAACCAAAGUUACUUGCUGUCAGUCGACCCCUCCUGAUCAUUUGCCAAGAAGGAUUGUCCCUUUGUCCAGCAGUAAGGCGGCUUACAUCUUCAAUAGUUCUCCAUUCAACACUGACUUUAUUCAGAAAAUACUGACGUUGUUCUUGGAGGCCUUGCAACAGUAGAAAUUCCUCUUGGAAAAUAACAUCCUCUACUGUAGCAACUGGCAAGGACUUAGACUGAGGUUGUGGUUCAGGGCUCAUGAGCCAAUAAAGUGCAGUAAAUUUACCAUAGUUUUUCAGCCUUUGGAAAAGUUCACUACGUUCUUCACGAGUUGGGUCUCUUAAAAGAGCACGGUAUGCAGGUUUUGCAGGAGGAAACAUUUCUUGCACUGACGGUAGCAACGAGUUUGUGGCUUUUCGCUUUUUCCACUGGCAUUCAAUGUCUGUUCUACUGAGGUUGUAUAGGCCAUGUAUAAACAAAGCGGCAGCAUGACUACACCUAAACAUCCCUCGCGGACACUCACAAUCCGUUGAUUUAAUGUUCUUCUCUUCGUCUAAAUAAAUCUAAAAUCAAGGAGAAAACUGGUAUUAUUUGGGGAACUGUAAGGCGUUUGUAAGUUUUCAUAUAUUAAAGCUUAAUUCAUGAUGGGGAACGUGGUGAAAUUACCUUUCAACAUAAAAAACAGAGCGAGGUACCGUCGGUUGCGUUUAGGCCUCCAAAUCGUGGAUUAAGCUUUCUUUUAAAUAUUUGUAUUAGAUAAAAUAACGAUCAACAUGACUGAGUGAAGCCACAAAAUGCAUAAAAGCCAUUUGGUUGAUAGAAUCGACAAGAAUGAACAUGGUUGAAAGUAUCGAUCACUUACCGUCACUUUAUACACUUUUUUCUUCAUGCUAGCGUGAACUUCUCCACGAAUGACACCAUCACUGAAGGAAAAACUUUCUAUGUGAUUAGACUGAUAAUGAUUUUCACCUCUUGUUAAGGACUUCUGCUCAUCAGAGAAAAAGGAAGCCAGCGAUGAUAUCGAAAGUGCCGCCAUGACUUACUCCAUCCGUUUUGUUUAGACCCAGAUUUUUCCGUUGCCACGCAACGUGACGUCAUGGCUUUAGUACUCUAUUCGGGAUAGGUUUACUAAUGAGCGUCACUCUACUACAAUAGGAACAAUAGGCUUGCCUAGACUUGCCCGGUAAGUAAGUUGAGCCCGGUUUUCGGACCGUCUAUUAAAAGAAAAAUAGGAAUAAGAAAAGCGAUCACCUAGCGACGCGACAAACGGCUUCCUAUAUCUUAUUUAGCGCUAAAACUCGGAUAUAUAUAAACAAAACAUACACAAAUUGGAGCUGUAAACUCUUUAUUUCAAGUUUGUCUGACUAUUACAGAACCGUUUUCUCCUUUCUAUCUCGAGGAAAAGAAAGACUAUUGAAGUCUUGUCAUUUUCACGCGCGGUUAAUCAGUUAAUUAUGCGAGUUCACAAGCCCAAAGUUGAAUACAAAUUAGCUCUACAGCUAGACCCCAGGGAGCAACCUUGACGUAUUAUUAUAAAAUAAAUAACUUAACAAGCAUCAAUUAAAACACGCGACUCAUAAUUGCUAGCAAUAAAAAGACAAGAGAGAUAUCGUUUUAAAAGAAUUUAUUAAAAAACAAUGACAAAAAGAGUCAAAUACACAGGAAUGGAAAUUAAUUAAUCUUCAUCUUCGCCCAUGGAGUACUUGUAAGGUUUGAAUUUCUUAUUUCUUAUUCUUAUACGUUUCUUCAGCUGGUUGCCAUGAGAUUUAUGAUCAUCCAAAUAAUUUAGAAAUUGAAUCCGACGCCUUUUGCGCUUCGGUCCUUGUUGUGAUGGGGUUUCUACUGUGGGAGGAGGGGUCAGGAAAGCAGAAUUUAAGGGUGGUGGAGGGGUGAGGCUUUCUUUGUCAGCUUUUUGAGAGAUAGCUGCUUGUGUUAAUUAAGGUGUUACAUUAAAGGGGUUGAGGGGAGUCGAGAAUGCUGUCGUUGCUGUCGAAGAAUCUUGUGUCCUUGAUGUUAAGUCUGGAACAGUACUGAUUAUUUCUUCCGGUCGUGUUCUUGUAUUUAAUUGUUCUUUAAAAGCCAGGUAUCUGUUUUGCAACUGAACGUAUCGCUUAGCUUUUUGAUCGUCCCGAAGAUCGUUUCGAGAAAGCACGUCAUCCAUGUUGUCCUGUAUUUCUUGCAUAGCUGGAAGAAGUGGGACAGGCGAAAGAGUUUGCUGCUUCAGAUAUUUUAGGAGCUCUUGAGGAAUAUUUUCUUGAAACCUUGCUUGGUUAAAGCCUUCUUCACUGGGCAGGACGUUUGUUCGCAACCGACAAUUAUCUUGGUUAGUAGUUUUCAGAUCAAUAAGAAGAUAACCAAAAGGUCUUUUUACAGCCUCUUCGUACUGAUUUAAAAAGAAAUCAGUCUGCCCGGGAUACAUUUGCUUCGCCAGAGUCAGGAUUUGCAAUUUGUCUCGUGGAUUCUUGAAUAACACCAGAUAAUGGCUGUUUAAGCUUACGCUGCGGCUACCUUUCCCCUGUUGAAAUAGAUUCUGCACGAUAUAAAUCACGCUCAUAUUGCGAUGAUGAGAACCACGAGUAAAAAGGUUCACAAUUCGCUUGUCCUUACUGGCGUCAAUCAUCUGAUCAUCAAACACGAUCAAAUUCCGUUUGUUCACAUCAAAAUAGGAAUUUUGCUCCAAAGCCGUAGGAAUUCCCUUGACGAAUUCAAUGUUUGGCAUGGCGACUAACAUUUGUGUUUACGCAGGCUGCCAUUGUGAAUAACACCAAACGAUCCUCUCCGGGGGAGGGUAAAUGGUCUCUGAAGCUUGUUGCAAUAGCGAUCGAACCCAGGCCGUUUUUCCGGACCCGGUCAUUCCGGCAAUCAUGGAGGUGAAAGGAUGCUCGAAGCGAAACCCCUGACAUUUCUGUGAAAAUAUUGGAACUGUUUGAAAUGGGGUGAGACCAGCAUUGCGGUGUUUAGACUUCACGUGCCUUUGCAUAUUAUCUUUUCUACUAAAGGGUUUUUCGCAGACAGAACAGAGCCAACUCAUGUCAACUCCUCAGGAGCAAAAUGUAGACUGAGAAAGAGGUAGAAUGUUGCGCAUUUAUAUAGGUUUUCAGGCCACAAAAUUAUAUUGUGUUCCUUCCCCAAAACCGCCACUACCACCACCACCACCACAUAUCUAUUGUUUUCUUUCCUCCUCCUCCUCCUCAUCCUCAUUUCUAUUGUUUUCCUCCUCCUCCUCCUCAUUUCUAUUGUUUUCCCUCCUCCUCUCCCUCCUCAUUUCUAUUGUUUUUCCUCCUCCUCAUUACAUAACAUGAAAGAGGGCUUUCUUCGGUGUCACGAUUGCGGAGCAGUUUCACACAAAAACGCGAAGACGUUGGAAACCAAUUUCUAUUCCCCUUCUACAGAGGAGAGCGAAGAAGAGGAUUAAUUAAUUUCCAUUCCUGUGUAUUUGACUCUUUUUGUCAUUGUUUUUUAAUAAAUUCUUUUAAAACGAUAUCUCUCUUGUCUUUUUAUUGCUAGCAAUUAUGAGUCGCGUGUUUUAAUUGAUGCUUGUUAAGUUAUUUGUUUUAUAAUAAUACGUCAAGGUUGCUCCCUGGGGUCUAGCUGUAGAGCUAAUUUGUAUUCAACUUUGGGCUUGUGAACUCGCAUAAUUAACUGAUUAACCGCGCGUGAAAAUGACAAGACUUCAAUAGUUUUUCUUUUCCUCGAGAUAGAAAGGAGAAAACGGUUCUGUAAUAGUCAGACAAACUUGAAAUAAAGAGUUUACAGCUCCAAUUUGUGUAUGUUUUGUUUAUAUAUAUCCGAGUUUUAGCGCUAAAUAAGAUAUAGGAAGCCGUUUCUCGCGUUGCUAGGUGAUCGCUUCUCUUUUCCUAUUUUUCUUUUAAUAGACGGUCCGAAAACCGGGCUCAAGUUACUUACAGGGCAAGUCUAGGCAAGCCUAUUGUUCCUAUUGUAGUAGAGUGACGCUCAUAAGUAAACCUAUCCCGAAUUAGUAUGCAGGAAGACACUGACUAGGCACUUAAUUAGUAUGGAGGAAGGCACUUCUUUCCGAGGUGACGUCAUAGACUAGGCACUUAUCCACGUCAAUGAUUUACCUAUCCCUAAACUAUCCUUACCUAUCCACCAAUGAGGCUUAUCUUCAUCCAUAGUAUACUACUCACGUCGGUUUCUAAAAUCUCCACUCUUUGGACCAUUUGUGAAAACCUGCGUCUUCGGCGCCCGAAAAUGCCGAUCACGUGUGGCAGAAGGCUAAAAUGGACAAACAAACCUCCGAUUUAAAAAAAAUAUAUAUCUGGAUACGUGUGGACGUGGCCUCAAAUUCCUGCCAUUGAAUGUGACGCCUUUACGGGUAUGCUGCAAAUGAAUCCACCCUUUAUGAUCAAAACAUCAGCUCUGCAUAAGCAUCACGCUUGUUUGUACUUUGCUUCGUCGUUCACUGCACGACUGCGACGCAAAACGUCCGUAUGCGACGUUUUGUGUAGGGCACCGAACCCCCCGCAGUUGUUUUCGGGCUGGGAUACAGUCAUUAAGAACUCAAAUCUAAGAAAAUUCGUCGACUUAUGUUAAAUUAAGCAUGGCUAAAUAAGCGCGAUAAAGUUUGAGAGAACGCACAUUCUUUUCCCAAGUUACUUUUUGUGUCGGAGGCAUAAAUAGAUACGGAGAAAUUUUUUUAUCUGUUUUUGUCGGCUCGAUCGUCAUGCUCAUGUCCUAUUUUAUUAUUUAACUGUACGGUAUAUUGCUAAACUUGAAAUGCCGACCAACACCAGUUUUGUGUGAACAGGAUAUGACUACAUACUGGUUUAAAAGUCACAAUUUCGAAAGUCACAUUAUUUUAACAGUAAACAUCCCUUCCUUCCUCUCUCUCUCUUACACGUGUAACGGACACCUCCCUAAAACCUCCUAAACCUACUCCACCUCCACCUCCCUAAACGUGUUGGUCCCUGCCGCUCUUAACUGUUGUUUUUUUGACAUUUUUAAGGAGAGUAAUAUAGCUGACACAGGUUAGACCGCUUUUUGUAGUCGAAUCUUAUUACUGUGAAAGAAGUGGAAUAAAUUAACGUCGAUGACAUGACAUCUUUAUCUCAGCAAUAAAAUGCGGUGGAAUCUCAUCAAGAUAACGUCACGAGCUAUUUUUAUGUAGUAUUUAGUUUGUCCAAUUAUUCUUAUAUUGAUGAUGUAACAUUUUAAGAUCUUGUCCUUAUUUUGUGGGAAUGAUGCCGUAGAUCAUUCUAAAUUAUGUGCGUCAUGUUUUUAUUUGGUCAGGAAGACACCUCUAAACCAUGACGCCUUCAUUGUCUCUUGCAGACAACUUAAUCUGUCUUCACACUAUACCGUAUAGUUUUUUCGCGGGCACGAGAAUCAUACCGGAUGGGGUUCCAGUUCGCACAUAAGAACGGUGAUUUCGGCGCGAUUUCUGUUAAACGGAGAGAAGCUGUGCCUCGCCGAUCUCUUAAGUGAAGAGUCACAUAUCGGAUAGAUGUUUACACUAUACCGGAUGGCUUUUCGUGUCGUCACCAAAGCUUAUCUGGUAUAGUAUGAUCAUAGCUUUAUUGUUCUGGUUCCAGUUCACUGAUUCUUGGCGCGCAAAGGAGAUAAAGACGUUAUCGACGUUAAUUUAUUUCACUUUAAAAAAGACGUCUACCUGGCUAGUCCUAUACUACUAAGGUGGAGAAAUCUUUGCUUUAAUACGUUAGUAGGGAUACUCCUAAAACAAUGUACACUAUACUAGUGCUGAUACCAGCGGGGUCAGCUUUAGAGAGAACAGACAGCGCGGCUGUCUAAAUAAAAUACCUUCUACAAAAGCACUCUACCUUUUUCUCUAUUAACUACAGUAUUUUCUUUCUUUCUUACAGCCAGAUGGGACAGAACUGUUUCAUUUUGUUGAUGGAUAUCCAUCCUGGGAUGCCUACCUCACAAGUAUGAUGGCAGAUGGUAUAUGGGGUGAUCACGUGAUUCUACACGGCGCGGCAAACUGUUUUGAAACGUGCAUCCACGUGAUCAGCAGUCUUCUGCAUCGCCAUGACGUAAUGAUCUGCCCAGAGUUUGAUGUUACUGGUAGCAACCGGCUUGUGCUGGGUCACGUGUACGAGCUUCACUAUGUUAGCCUUAUUCCACAGAAAGGAGGUAAAGAUGACUGA
Molecule: messenger RNA, 27242 nt
Organism: Porites lobata
Lineage: Eukaryota; Metazoa; Cnidaria; Anthozoa; Scleractinia; Poritidae
Source: the annotation of a GenBank genome assembly